AAGGAAAGCCCAAAAGUCGGAGCUCGUCGGGAGUACCUGAAGGCAGCAGUGGGCGGGGCAUCGUGGACACGUGACCUGCACGGUCCUCUGUCUGAUUCUGCGCGAGACUGUUGACGGUGAAGGACAGGUGUGAACGGUGACUGCAACGUUACUUUAACGUUACUUUAACGUUACGUUAACGUUACGUUAACGUUAGUUUGACGUUGUGACGGUGUGAUGAUGCGUUCAAGUGAAACUCAGACGUUUGAGUUUCUUUACGGGAAGAAACAGACAAGACGUGUGUGUGUGUUAGUGUGUGUGUGUGUGUUAGUGUGUGUGUGUGUGUGUGUGUGUGUUAGUGUGUGUGUGUGUUAGUGUGUGUGUUAGUGUGUGUGUGUGUGUUAGUGUGUACAUCUCGUGUUUGUGUAAAUAACAUCCAGUCUGACAACAAACGUGAAGUUUAACGAACUCCAACCAGCUGAGACAUAACGAGCUGUUCGUUAACGUGGAUCUUUGCUGUGUUGGGACAAAUUAGACGUUAUCGAGUCCUCGUGGUCUGAGACUGAGACCUUCAAAAAGUGGCUUCAAGACCAAGACCGGUCUGGAGGAUGAAGAGAAGAGAUGACUCAUGUUUGACUGCAGUCUCACAGUGAUGCCGACAUGAAGACGCCCUUAUUGGCCAGUUCUGCCCCUGAUGCCCCAGAGCCCCUGCCCCGCUGCCCGGGAGGCCCCGUGAUCGGCAUCAUCGGCUCCGGGGACUUCUCCCGCUCGCUCUCCAUCCGCCUCGUGGCCUCCGGUUUCAGGGUGGUGGUGGGCAGCCGCGACCCGAGCCGUGUCCCCAUUGGUCUGUUCCCCGAUGGGGUGGAGCUGCGAUCGCAGGGGGAGGCGGUGGACGGCGCGGAGAGGGUGGUGUUCGCCGCCGUCUACCCCGAGCACUAUCACACCCUGGUGGGGCUGAGGGAGCGGCUGGCCGGGAAGGUGCUGGUGGAUGUUAGCAACGCCGCCCGGAUGAACAGGGUGGAGCGGUCGAAUGCGGAGAAGCUGGCGGAGCUUUUCCCGCAGAGCGGCGUGGUGAAGGCGUUCAACGUGGUGUCUGCGUGGGCGCUGCAGGGCGGAGCUCAUGAUGGAAGCAGGCAGGUCCUGAUCUGCAGCGACUGCUCCGACUCCAAAGCGGCGGUGCUCCAGCUGAGCCGGCGCCUCGGCUUCUCCCCCGUGGAUGUGGGCGGCCUGUGCGCCUCCAGAGAGGUGGAGGAGGCCCCGCUCCACCUCUUCCCCACCUGGGGCGGCCCCGUCCUCGUCACCUUCCUCCUCUUCCUCUUCUUCUAUGGUUACACCUUCAUCCGGCGCGUCCUGCUGCCGUUCAUCGACAAAGGAGAGAACAACUUCACCCAGCUGCCGCUGGUGGCGGUGAACCGGGCGCUGCCGGCGGUCGCCCUGGUUACGCUGGCUCUGGUUUACCUGCCAGGUCUGGCGGCGGCGGUCCUCCAGCUCGGACGUGGGACCAAGUAUCAGCGGUUUCCGGUCUGGCUGGACGUCUGGCUGUGCAGGCGGAAGCAGCUCGGCCUGCUGAGCUUCCUGUGCGCCGGCCUGCACGCCGUCUACAGUUUGUGUCUGACGCUGCGCAGAGCUGCCGGCUACACGCUGCUGAACGCAGCUUACCGCCAGGUGAAAGCUGGAGUUGAGAACUCGUGGGUGGAGCAGCAGGUGUGGAGGUCGGACCUUUAUCUGUCCUGUGGGAUUCUGGGAUUUGGAGUCCUCGCCCUGCUGGCUGUCACCUCGCUGCCCUCUGUGGGAAACGCCCUGAACUGGAGGGAGUUCACCUUCGUCCAGUCCGGACUCGGCUACGCCGCCUUGACUCUCUCCGUCAUGCACACUCUGUUCUUCGGUUGGGACUUCGCCUUCCUCCCUGAGGCCUACCCGUACUUCCUCCCGCCCAUGUACCUGCUGGCCCUCGUCCUGCCGUGCGUCGUCCUGGUCGGGCGGCUCGUCCUCGCUCUGCCGUGCCUGACGGUCAGACUGACCAAGAUCCGACGAGGCUGGGAGAGCGCGAGACACCGACGUCCAGAGAACCUGGAUGCUCCUGGACACUGUGGAGAUGUGUGACCUGAAGGUGUGUUUGCUCUCUGAGAGGGUCUCACCUGUUCAUCACGGAGCUGCAGUUUGAAUUCAGACAGAGCUUCUGUCCGUUCAUUUCAACGGGGUGCCGUGGUGAAGUCUGACGUCACGCUGCAGCAGCCAAUCAGACGCUCCGACCCGUCAAACCUGAAAUGUCUCUGAACUCUGACUCUUGUGUUCUGACUUGGGCGGCUGUGGCUCAGGAGGUGAUAUGUAGUGUAACGAAAGGAGAUAUAUAAAUAUAUAGACACACCGUCCAUUUAACCUGAGUCUGACUGAAAUGUAAAAAAGCAGAUGAAGAUGAAG
Larimichthys crocea (large yellow croaker) is the source of this 2400-nucleotide messenger RNA. It is a transcript of the gene steap3, whose product is annotated as STEAP family member 3, metalloreductase. NCBI's taxonomy places the organism in Eukaryota, Metazoa, Chordata, Actinopteri, Sciaenidae. Gene Ontology annotation, biological process: copper ion import. The record is from RefSeq and is a predicted model, not a curated record. The transcript is spliced from 7 exons. Gene Ontology annotation, molecular function: cupric reductase (NADH) activity; ferric-chelate reductase (NADPH) activity. Gene Ontology annotation, cellular component: endosome; plasma membrane. The coding region runs from base 640 to 2082 and encodes 480 amino acids.